This is a messenger RNA of Amphiprion ocellaris (clown anemonefish), 3377 nucleotides long. RefSeq names its product interleukin 17d (gene il17d). The record is from RefSeq and is a predicted model, not a curated record. The coding region runs from base 797 to 1426 and encodes 209 amino acids. Lineage: Eukaryota; Metazoa; Chordata; Actinopteri; Pomacentridae. The transcript is spliced from 2 exons. Gene Ontology annotation, molecular function: cytokine activity. Gene Ontology annotation, biological process: inflammatory response. Gene Ontology annotation, cellular component: extracellular region.
UUUGCCUCAAAUAAAUCUUAAUGACACCGAUUCACACUUAGUGACAGCAAGAAUGGAGUCUUUGAAGAAAAAAAACACAAAUAUGUGCCCUUUGCGUUUAGAAAUGAUUUGUGGCUGUUUGACCUGCACUCCAUAGUUUCUCUGUGAAUCCGGAGCUGAUAGAGGAGGUUUUAAAUAUCGCUGGUUCCACUUUAUCUGGGGAGUGAAGCUGGAUCUGGUGCGCAGCCAGAAUCCAGCAGCAGCAGAGCGCACAUAGCCAACAGUCUGCACUUCCCACUCACGUCAGGAGCGCUGGCUUUUCUUUUUUUUUUUUUUGCCGAGGCCACAAGUUUAAUGACGAGACUAAAUCUUCCAGUGCCUCAGUCUGAUUUAGACUCACUGACUGGCGGAUCACACAGUUCCUGUGCGCUUCCAUCGGAUUUUACGUCGCCGGCGGGAAGCGAGCGAAAAACGUCCUUUGUGCCAUUUUUCCUCGUCUUCAACAGAAAGUAGCAGGUGUAAAACGUCCAACUCGUUAAUAAUUUAGAAUUUUAAGGCAAUUAUUCCUCCUGGCGACGCUGUGGAUGCGUUGUGCCAAGAUGUUUCCUUGGCGGCGCGCCUGUGCCUCGGUUUUAACGCCAGGACUGGGGAGUGUUUGCUGGUUUUCACUGGAUUGCAACAGAAGAAAAUAAUCUGUUCUGGACAAAAACUGCCCCAGAAAGGUCACUUCUGUUCGGAUAAUCUACCUGUCAUCUAUUAAGAAAGGCAAAAGUGUGUUUUCUGUGGAUGCGCAUUUUGGCACGAGAAGAACGUAGCGAUGCCGCGUCGGAUCCGCGUCCUGCUGCUGCUGCACCUGGCUGCGCUACUGUCCGGUUGCCCCACCGGGGCGGUUCGGAUCCGAAAGAAGGCCACCAGGACACGGUCUUGUCUGGACCUGCCGGAGGAGAUCCUGGAGCAGAUGUUCGGGCGGCUCUCGGUCGGAGUGAUGAGCGCUUUUCAUCACGCUCUGCAGCUGGAGCCGCAGGAGAAGCUCAACCUGACCUGCCUGAGCACCGCACGGACCCUGACCGACGGCAAGACCCGCCUCCCGGUCAACCUGCGCAGCGUCUCCCCCUGGGCCUACAGGCUCUCCUACGACGCCAACAGAUAUCCCCGCUACAUCCCCGAGGCCUACUGCCUCUGCAAAGGCUGCCUGAUCGGGUCUUACGGCGAGGAGAGCAACCGGCACCGCAGCACUCCGGUCUACACUCCGUCCGUCGUCCUGAGGAGGACGGGAUCCUGCGUUGGCGGCCGGCACUCCUACGCUGAGAUCUAUGUGUCGGUGGCCGUUGGAUGCACCUGUGUGCCGCUGCAGGAAAAAGAACGGGACGGACGGAACAGCAACCAGAGUCUGGAGGGUCGAGAGAGCAAAGCCGGGCAGCUGUUCUCUGCAGGGAAGAAAACAUGAAGGAAGCAGGACUGUGGUUCUCCAGAUAAGUCUUUAAGUCUAAACAUCAUCUGCAUUUGUUGGUAUUUUUCCCCAGUGAUACACAUUUAAAGGGAUUCUACUAGAACUGUCCUUCAAUAAAUACAAGUUAAACGUUUGGAUAAAGAGUUUAACAAAGGAAAACAAAGCUAAUGAGGAGAUUUUAUUGUCUGUUUCGAGCUUAAAUAAGAUGUUUUAUUUGGUCCACUUUUUCUGUUGACUUAUUUUUUUUAAUCUAAACUUAACAAAGAUAUCUGGCCUACAGCUGUACAAGGAUCUUCUCUGCAGAAAAGGAAACAUGAAGGAAGCUGGACUGUGGUUCUCAAGAUAAGUCUUUCUCCAACUAAACCACAUUUGUUUCCCCUCAUUGACAUUUUCAACAUUUAAAGGGAUUCAACAUCUAAAGUAGAAGCUCCUGGAACAAGUACAAGUUGAAUAUUUGGAUGAAGAGGUGAAUGAAGAACACAAAGCUAAUAGUAAGGACACUUUAUUGUCUAAUCUGAGCUUAAAUAAGAUCUUUUAUUUGGUCCACUUUCAAUGUUGCCUUGUGUUAUAUUUACACUUGACAGACAUCUGGACAACAGCUGAACAUGGAGACAAAUUGGACAACAACAGAAUGAAUCUGCACACACUAUAUAGUGCACUUUAUAGGGGUGGUGGCAUUUCCAGCGACUUCUCAAGGCUUUUUUAGUGUUCACACAUAUUUUCUACAGAAUAUAUCUUUACUACAUGUGAAACUUGUCAAAAUGACAACAGGAAUGAGACAAAUCCAUGAGUUAUGGUGCAGAAAUAUUAAAAUUAAAAAUAAUAAUUAGUGUUAAUAUGUUUUUAAUUUGAGGAAUUGAAGCAGAGUGAUGUGUCAAAACACAAAGAAAAGAAUAUGCUUAGUAUGAUAUGAAUUUAUCAGUACAGUCCCAGUCGGUUCACUACCGUAGUCACAUCAGUCUGUAUGUUUUAACUGAGCGACAGCAGUGAAGUAAUUAACAGCACCGAGACUGAAAAUGUAUGUUUUUUUUCUGAGGAGCUUCCUACAUAGUUCACUGUAUAUUAAUAUCUAUAGGUGGAGGUAAUGAGUGGAUGAUUUUGGCCACAGCCAGGUCUGAAAAAAAAUCUCAAUUACAUGUAAUGACACUCUGACAGUUGAAGGUUUUCUUCAGCCAAAAGCCCAGAACACAUUUUAUUUUACUUUUGUAUUCAACCGGGCAGAUAGUUCAAGCUUUGAGGAACUAAUCUGACAUUUCCUCCACUCGUCCCUAGACGGAAAUCUCAGAUAAUCAACCAGAACACAUAAAAUCUGACCUAUCAGUCUGAGCAUUUCCCACUAAAAAUAAACGAGAACAUGUGUAUUUGGAAUCUGGGCCGAUCAGACCUUUGAGAAUUAAACCAAACAAAUACUGACCAAAGGACUAAAACUCCUCAUUUAUCAAUGACCUGACCAAUGCUGCCACCUACUGUUGAUCAUGGGGCUUUUCCUUACAUUGACUUGUACAUCUUUCCUCUUGUGAAUCAGAAACUAAUCUUGUAAUCCCUUUAAUGCUCCUCCAGGAAACACAGGUGUAUCCUACCUGCCACAUUCUCACUAACACUUUAAUCAGUUCAACAACCUGUCAUUAAAACAUCGACUAUUCCAGAUUGCAGAGAGAUCACUCAUCUAUCCCAGUAACUAUACAACAAAAACAGAAUAACACUUGUACAUUUUUAAGUCUCAUUUAGCAUUUUUAGGGCAGAAGCUGUACAUCAGAUGGUUUGAUCAUCUUAGAAAAGGGGUAAGAAAUGCAUUUAAUUUGUUCUCCUGCUUCUGUUUUUCUUCCUGAACUCUGAACAUUUGGUGUUUCUCUGUUAAUUUUCUGGCUGAAUUGUUCACUAUUCUGGGUUUCUGGUGGUUUAAUGUGACGACCUGUUCACAUUAAAGUUUCACUGUUUCAUCUCUUCA